AUGACCGCCCAGAUCCUCAAAGCUGCACGCAUAGCACCGGAAAUCUUCCAACUCCGACCCGACUACCGCGCCCUCCUCCUAGUAGUAGAUGGAAUCCCCCCAGGCCCCAGCGACACAACCAGCGAAGCCCUUCUCCUCGAAGCCGAAACCCACGUACGUGAACUGCUCGCACAGCACCCCAUACCCGAAUUCCCACACCUCGCCGCAUGGCGCGAAGCAUACAAAUCCUUCGGCGCCAAACCCAACAAAACAAGAAACAGUCUGGAAGCGCUAUCCCGACGCGUCACAGCAGCAGCAGCAGGUGGCGGUCUCCCGCGCGUGAACCGGUUAACGGACAUCUACAAUGCGAUAUCGGUGAAGCACCAGAUUCCGCUGGGUGGCGAGGAUCUGGAUAAAUACGAGGGUGCGCCCUUUCUGGUUCGUGCGACUGGGAAUGAACCGUUUCAGACGUUUUCUGGGGGCGAGCCGCAAACUGAGUGCGCGGCGCCUGGGGAGCCGAUUUGGUGUGAUGGGGCGGGGAUUACUUGUCGGAGGUGGAAUUGGAGGCAGGGUCCGCGGACGGCGUUGACGGAUGAGAGUCGGCGUGUGUUGUUUAUUUUGGAUGCGUUGGAGCCGCUUGGGGAUGAUGGUUUGGUGAAGGCUGCUGAGGAGCUUGCGGCUGCGCUGAAGGGUCUUUCUACGGAAGUGCAGGCGGCAUAUAGAAUUCUUGGUGCUUCGGGAGAGACUGACGAAGUGAAGUUGUGA
Molecule: messenger RNA, 744 nt
Organism: Aspergillus puulaauensis
Lineage: Eukaryota; Fungi; Ascomycota; Eurotiomycetes; Eurotiales; Aspergillaceae
Product: B3/B4 domain-containing protein
Exons: 1
Coding region: 1-744 (247 amino acids)
Molecular function (GO): phenylalanine-tRNA ligase activity; RNA binding
Source: RefSeq, a predicted model, not a curated record